Erinaceus europaeus (western European hedgehog) is the source of this 2241-nucleotide messenger RNA. Its product is annotated as proprotein convertase subtilisin/kexin type 5-like. The record is from RefSeq and is a predicted model, not a curated record. Bases 1 to 2241 code for a protein of 746 amino acids. The transcript has 14 exons. NCBI's taxonomy places the organism in Eukaryota, Metazoa, Chordata, Mammalia, Eulipotyphla, Erinaceidae.
AUGUCGGCCUCUGACAAAUUCCUAUUUGAAAAAUUACAACCUGAAUUAUACAAGAUGAUUGCACAAUUAAAAGCUCUGCUCAAGUUCUCCAAGAUCACAGGCUGCUUUUCCACAGCCCAUCCCUGCUCAUUCUGGCAAACUGAACAGCUGAGAGAAGAAUCAGCCUUCUCUAGGAGUGCUUGGGGCCCCAGACACAUCACACCGUUCCUAGGUGAAUAUGCUGAUGAGCAUGGCCACUGUCAGCCCUGUGAUACCUCAUGUUCCAAGUGUUGGGGCCCGACCCAGAAAGACUGCACAGGCUGUCCAGUUUCAAGGUUUUUUGAUGAUGGCCAGUGUGCUUUGAACUGUCCCUUGGGGAAAUUUGACUUUAAGGAUCAAUGUCAUCCAUGCCACUACACCUGCCAAGAAUGCCAAGGAAACGAGCCUUCAAAUUGUACCUCCUGUGGAACAGAUAAGUAUGGCCAAGAGCGCUUCUUGUACCAGGGGGAGUGUCGGGAGAGGUGUCCGGCAGGCCUCUACCCUGCGUGGGGACACACAUGCCUGCCCUGUUCAGACAACUGUGAGAUUUGCCACAGCACAGAUCUAUGCAUAAGAUGCAGAAGUGGCUACUUCAUAGUGCCCACCAAUCACACCUGUCAGAAGCUAGAGUGUGGACAAGGAGAAAUUCAAAGUCCAGACUAUGAAGGCUGUGUAUCUUGUGAAGAAGGUUGUCUGGGAUGCAGCUUGGAUGAUCCAGGAACCUGUACUUCAUGCGCUGUGGGAUAUUAUAUUUUUGAAGAUCACUGUUACAAAACCUGCCCAGAGAAGACUUACAAUGAAGGAUUUGAAUGUAAAGCAUGUGAUGCCAACUGUGGCAACUGUGACCAGGAUGGGUGUUACUGGUGUGAAGAGGGCUUCUUUCUCUUGGGUGGCAGCUGCGUGAGGACAUGUGGCCCUGGCUUCUAUGAGGACCCAGAGAUGGGAGAAUGUGAGCCCUGCCACCAUGCCUGCAGCACCUGCACCGGCCGGGGCUACAGUCAGUGUAGCAGCUGCCAAGAAGGCUUGCAGCUGCUGCAGGGCACCUGCGUAGGUCCCACUCAGACCCAGGGAGAAGGUCACACCUGGAAUGAACUACACGUGCCUACCACAAGCCCAUCUUUGGUGAAGAAGUGGCAGCUGGAGCGCCGAAGGUGGAAGUUUCAAAGCAAAAGAGACAUUUUGGAAGAACACCAACAAUGUCAUCCAUCCUGUAAGACCUGUAAUGGAUCUGCUACUCUGUGCACUUCCUGUCUAAAAGGUGCAUAUCUGUUGGCACAGACCUGUGUCCCCUUCUGUCCCCAAGGCACCUGGUCCUCGGUGAGGAGUGGCAGCUGUGAGAAUUGCACAGAAGGCUGUGCUUCUUGCUCAGAAGCCAAUCUAUGCAAGAAGUGUGGGACCCAGCUGGACCACCCUCUUGUCCUGCAUGAAGGCAGAUGCUAUUCCAAGUGCCCAGCGGGCUUCUAUACAGAAAAUGGUUCAUGCAGACACUGUAGCUCUUCUUGUAGAACAUGUGAAGGAAAUGCCACCAACUGUCGCUCAUGUGCAGAGGAUCUUGUCCUAGACAAAGGAGUGUGCCAGAAAGCCUGCUCUGAUAGGCAUGUGGCAAUGGAAGGGGUGUGCAAGCCAUGCCCAGACUUGUGUGAGAGCUGCAUCUAUGAGACAACAUGCAAAGAAUGCAAGGGCCCCGGAGCCAACAACUGUACUGUGUGCCCUGCCAACCUGGUGCUGCAAAUGGAUGACAACCGCUGCCUGCACUGCUGUAAUGCCUCUGAUCCCACCAAUACCCAAGAGUGCUGUGACUGCCAAGAAACCACGGAUGAGUGCAUCCUUCGAGAAAAUCAGGUGAGACCUGCAACUGAGCAUUUCAAGACAGCUCUAUUCAUCACCUCCUGUGUCAUGCUGGUGCUUCUUCUUGGGAUAGCUGUGGUUGUCUGGAAGAAAUCACGGGGCCGAGUCCAGGCAAAGAAGAAAAGUGGCUAUGAAAAACUGGCUGACCCCAGCAGGUCUUACUCCACCUAUAACAGUAGCCACUUCCAGAGCACCAGCUAUGAAGAGGAUCAGGUGGUUGAGUACAGGGACCGGGACUAUGAUGAGGAUGAUGAAGAUGACAUAGUCUACAUGGGCCAAGAUGGAACUGUCUACCGGAAAUUCAAGUAUGGGCUUCUGGAUGAUGAUGAUGAAGAGGAGCUGGAAUAUGAUGAUGAGAGCUACUCCUACCAGUAA